Hemiscyllium ocellatum (epaulette shark) is the source of this 2812-nucleotide messenger RNA. RefSeq names its product myelin basic protein-like. The transcript has 9 exons. Gene Ontology annotation, molecular function: structural constituent of myelin sheath. The coding region runs from base 318 to 1193 and encodes 291 amino acids. Gene Ontology annotation, cellular component: compact myelin; neuronal cell body; internode region of axon. Lineage: Eukaryota; Metazoa; Chordata; Chondrichthyes; Orectolobiformes; Hemiscylliidae. Gene Ontology annotation, biological process: myelination. The record is from RefSeq and is a predicted model, not a curated record.
UACCUUGAUAGAUAGAAAAAAACAGGAAGUGUUCAGCAUUAUACUGACACGAGCCAAAUGAAACUACCCUGACUGACUACAUUUCUGAGAGACUGAACGUUGCGAAUAUCACACUAUACUCAGGAAAAUUACUAUUGAAAUCGACAAGACUGUUCCGGGUUGUUUGAUGCAUCGUUUCAGAGCCCAGGAGAGGCUCGGAAAACCAAUUUUACUUCAGUUUCUGACCAGCUGGUUUACCAACUUGCUGCUCUAACAAUGUGCAUCUCUCUCUUCUUUGGGACAGCAUAAUCUGUUGCUUCACUCUCCACAGAGUCAGAAUGGGCAACCUAACUGGUAAACAUGACAGUCAUCAUAGUCCUACAAACCAGUCUUCCAAGAUUGUGUGUGACACUGAGACGCGAAGACUAACCAUGGACCCACAAGAGGACAAUGAAGUCUUUGCCGAGGCAGAUGUUAAUCAGAACAAUGGAUCUUCCUCAAAGCAGAAGAAGAUGGUAGCGCCAGGCUCCAAGAGUGUAGAGGACCCAAAGAAUGCCUGGAAGUCGCCCAGCACAGCUGAGCCAGCUGGGCGCCCACACUUGGUCCGCCUCUUUUCUCGUGACGCGCCAGGACGUGAGGACAACACCUUCAAAGACCGCCCAUCGGAAUCCGAAGACCUUCAAGCCAUCCAAGAGGAUAGCUCAGUUCCUGUGUCGAGCUCAGAUUUGAUGGAAGUGCAGAAACUGUCCUCACAAUCAUCAGCUAAGAAGGGACAAGUAGCAAAACAAAUGGCAUCCGCAAGCGCUUCAGACCAUGCAAAGCAAGCUGGAGGAGCCCACUCAAGGCAAAGAGACUCGGGGAUACUCGACCAACUGGGAAAGUUUUUUGGGCAAGAAGGUUCCAGGAAAGUACCUGAGAAGGGCAAGGAACCUGCAACCAGGAGUGUGCUAAUGGCCCCAACCACACACAAGGCCCAUCAAGGAGCAGGGAGACAAACCGAUGAUAGCGCUGUUGUCCACUUCUUUAAGAAUAUGAUGUCACCAAAGAAAGCCCCAGUAAAACAGAAGGGUACGGAUGGACAAAGGCCACAUUAUGGGGCAGCUGGUUCUUCCAAGUCAAAGGAUGCUUAUAGAGGACGGAGAGAUGGCUCAGGCACCCUCUCAUCUUUUUUCAAAAUGGGGAAAAAGGGUGAAGGUUCACCUGCUAGACGUUAAAUCCACAUCAAUGACUGCAGCAGAAAGGAAUGCUUCAAAAGUGGAAAAUAAAUCCUUGCUCGGUGUUGUGUAUUAAUAGUCUUACCACUUCACGUAUUAACUGGCAUUUACUCCACCCUCAAAAAAAUGACUGGCAUACAAAUAUGAUUGAUCCAUUACCGAUCAGGUUUAUAGCAAGGUUGCUUAACUCAAAUGAUCUGUUAACUCAAUUACUUUAAAGCAAGAAAACACCUUUUAUUAAAAAUUUCUUUAAUUUGAACCACAGGGUAAUAUGAGUAAAAAGUAAUUUUAACAGUAGACUGUAUAAGUUGUAUCUUAAAUGGAAUAUUUUAUUACUUAUAUUUCACUCCAUGGUUAUUAUAAUGGCCUUAAAGGUGUCAAGAUUCUUAAAAACUUUAUUUUCAAUGGCCUUUUCUAUAAACACAGAAAUAAGGAACCUAAUCUAUUUCAAAAAGGUUUAUUGCAUCUUGACAUAGGCUUGCCUUUUUUCCAUCACCAUCUAUUGGCAGAGUUCGCUGCAAAACAAAAUUAAGACAAUUGUUUGCGUUUUACUAAAUAUUUUAGCACCGUAUAAAACAAAACUCAUCUGGCCAUUGCUAUGAAGAUCAAUAAACUCCAGUUGGAACAUACAUGCCAUUGGUGACUUGGGCCUGAAGCAGUUCAGUAGCACUGCGUGUUAAAGCUGCUGAAUCAUUCUGCACUCGCACCAUGUAAAGUUUAGUGUGCUGUAAUGAACAUAAGCAGCAUUACCAGUUGUAAAGCUGUGAAACACCAAGGGUAUUAUACUAACCUGAAACUAAUGCUAACUCUUAGCACGGAGAGGUUUGUUUGAUUAACUAAAUUCCAUAGGAAUGGCCCACUGCCUGCCCAUUCCUAUGUGAGUGCUCUUUGGAAUUGCACUGUUUUUUGUAACUGAAAUAAUAUUUUAUGUUUAUAUUUAUACCCCAAUUUGUUUUCUUCGUCUCCGCAAUACUAUUCAUGCAUUAAAUAGCAACCUUAUGCUCAAUAAAACCUCAAGGUGACAAGUGGUCAACUUUCUCACAGCUAGCAUGCAGUAACUGGCAUUUACGUUAAAUGUUGCAAAGACUUGUAAAUAAUGCUAAUAUGCAAUGGACAAAACAACACUAAACACCACCCACCCAAAUAUUUUGAUGAAAGUGAGGUACACGUUCCCAGAUCUCAAUAAUGUUAGUAUUCUUCAUAUGGUGCCAGACAUUUUCUACUGGAGAUGCAGAACAAAUGCAAACCAGCCGCAUCUUUCCUCAGUACUGAAUCCUGCUGCUACUGCUCCUCUUCAAUAAGAAAUGUUUCUUCGUCGUUUGUGAUUUAAAAUACAAUGGAUGACCUGAAAUGUUCUCCAGCUAUCACCUGCUCCUUUUUUUUUGCAUUCUCCAAUCGAUAAUGCUAAAAAAUGAACGGGCAGUUGGCUGGGGAAGAGUUAUUAACAUUGGUUUUCCAAUAUAUUGCCAGUUUAUGUAUGGUAACAUGCUUCUAGAGAAUACAUACUAGGAAAAGCUGAGUGAGCAUUUGUGAACAAAUUUUUCCGAAUGUAUAUGUAAAAUAAUGCAGCUAAACACUGUGUUUGUCCACGUGAAAAUAAAGUUAAAAUUAUAAUUCAA